UAGUGAGAGAACUCGCGAAUCGCGUGUCUGUUUUUUCGUUUUAGUGCGCCAGAAAUCCUUGCGUUUUCGAUUAGUGUGGAUGAAAUAAGCCAUCAACAGGGGCUGUUUCGAAAAACGCAAAUUGAACCGAAUCAGCACAAUAUGCUAAGGUCAUUUGAAUGAGGGGAAAACAAGUGAAACUCUGUCAUUUCUUGGAGCAGCGUGCAAUUUGAAAUUGAAAUCCACCAGCGGCAGCCGCGCCACGUUGAACGGUGGAGGUCUAUUUUCGAAUCGAUUGAGUUGAGCCAAUUUGGGAGAAAAGCAUCAAUAGAACGAACAAGGAAGGCAAGUGAAAAGUGUUUUCGUACCUGAUAGGACUUUUUUUUACUGAUAAGGUCGUGACGCGGAGUGAUAAGGUAAAGGUGAAGGCAUCCGUGUGUUGUCAGCUGUCGAUACUAGAAAAAAAAAAAAACAAAUACCUGGCAGUAGUGGGAUCGUAUUGUUUGAUCAGUGUGUGCAUAGAAGUUGAGCACUCCGUUGAUUGGAUGAAAUUGUGGCAGCGGUUGUAAAAUAAUGCCGGCACAUUGAGUCGGACCGCCCAAACAAAAGCGCUCGAAUUGCUGCAACCCACCGACUUGUAAGCCUAGAUGGUGUUGCACACAUUCGACAAACAGGUGUCGCCAGGUGUAGGAACCAUUCUUCCUCGAAGUUUUCCACGCAAUGUCCUCGAAACCCGCGACGCCGCUCGAGCAGCGGCGUGCUUUUCCGGGCGAAAGCGACAGCACACGGAUUCCGAUGCUUUCGCCAACACCGUUUCGCCGGUCGUAUUCCUUGCGGAUGCGCACUAGCCAGAGCUUCCAUGACUACCAACAUUACCGCGAGUGUGAGUGUGGUAGUGGAAAUAUGCAUCAUCCAGCGAAUCUGUCCGGUCCAUCGUCGUCGUCGUCCAACGUAAAAGUGAAAAAUUCCCUCGCCAAUGGGGGCAAAUCGAUCAGUCACCACCAUCAUCAGCUGCGGGCCGACACAGUGGAGCCUUUCUGUGCGGCAGCAGCCCUCGGCAAGCCCGGUGGCAGCAGCAAGGAUACAUCGCCCUCGGCUGGCUGCAGCGGCAGUACACUGCUACCCAAUGGCGUAAUCGUACACGGCCAUAAUGCACACACCGCGACGUCACCGAGCUCCGGGCAGAAAUCUUCGUCCUCGCAGUCGACCCGCAAGAAUAGCCUGCAGAAAAAUGAUCGGGGAAUGUCUUUGAAUCUAAUCAACUCUGGGCACAGCGCCAGUUGUAAUAGUAGCGCCCAGCGAUCACCCCGCAGACCGCACACCCCUUGCGAGUCGGCUUCCACGCCGGGACACGGUCACGGACUGCACAAGAGCAGCCUUAGCCCGAAGACGCCGCCGGUUUCACCGGAAUCGCCGGCCACUAGCUAUUUGGAUGACGAUUUGGAUUCCCUGCGCAGCUACAGCUCAGUGGCGAGUGGAAUGUCGUGCGACCAUCCGUACGUGGCCCGCAAUGGCACCACGUUCAGUGGCCGUAAGAUGAAAUACGUAGUACAUUGCUCGAGUCAUGCCGGACAGACGGGUGAGGACUACCUUACCCCGACCCAGCGGGCUCAGCGCCAGAUCAGACGACUGAAGGAGCUGCUCUCGCAGGCUCGCAUAGACCUGGAGCAGCGUGAUACUGAAAUUCUAAGACUUACCAAAGAGGUUGUUGAGCUGCGGCUCUUCAAGGCAUCGCUCAGUUCCCCGGAGGAACGUUCAAACUCCAGUGACGCCGUAACGGUGCGGGAGAACACCACCAAUGAUGCAAACACGCCCAGCUCUCAGGGCAUUUCACCGAUUGUGGAUCAAACGGAUGAGUGUAGCAAAGCCAGUCCCCGGCAUCAUCUGCACAAUCAUGGCAUCCACCAGGUGCAGUUCAUGGACAAGAUGUCCACCUCGGAGAUGCAAAGCUCGUUUGCCGAUUCGGGACAUUUCGAGGACAUUACGACCUCGUCGAUUCACUCCAAGGAUUCGUACGUACACACGCAGGAUCGUGCUUGCGGAAGCGACGAUGACAUCGAUGCCGAGAAGCAGCGGCUUAUCGAGAUGUACGAAGCUCGCAUUGAGGAGCUGGUUAAACAGCAACAGGCAGACGAACAGCAGAAUCGCAUGUCCAACAAUGAUCGCGUUGAGGCUUUGCUGCAGAAAUUGUCCGAGUCGAACAGCAGAUACUGUGAUCUGGUUCCAGACUACGAGCAGGCCAAAGAGCGAAUCCGGGAGCUUGAGAAGCAACUGGAAGAGCUCCACACGCAGCUGCAAGAGCAGGAAGGCAAAGCCAACAAGAUGUAUCUGCACAUGUACGCCAAAGGACAGGAAGCGGAACGGCAGCAGCACGCCGAUCGCGUUAUUGAUUUGGCACGCCAGUCGCCCAGUCGAGUCUCGGUACCGGAACUGAUGCAGCAACUUCAGGUCACCCAGGAGGAAUUGGAGAACAUACGGGAUACAAACUAUCAGCCAGAAAGCGGAACCUCACAGGUUUUACUGAGCGCAAAAGAAGCAAUAUCGCUGUGGCUUUUGGGCGCCCGGAAGACCAUGUACAAGCGGCUGAUAGAUGCCCAGCAAACGAAGAACAAGGUCGACCCGGAAGUUACGCUGCAGUUCCUCAAGAGCGCCAUCUACUACUUUCUCACGGACAAGGAGAACUCCCAAGGACAUCUGAAUGCGAUCGAGAGCAUCCUCGGAUUCUCGGCAACGGAAAAAUCCAACAUCGACAAGGCGCGAGCUUACAAGUGAAAUGAUGAUAAAUAUUAUGCAAAAUGUGACUAUUGUUAUGACUAGAUAUAAAAUUUUAAAUGUUGCAAGCAAACCAAUUAUCAAUUACACAUUGAUUACAUUCAAAAACAAAGAAAACCACACAAUACUAAUAAUAGACAGCUAAUUUACUUGCAAUCGAGUGUUGUAGUAGACAAAUAAAAGAAACAGAAAAGAUAAAGGCAGCAAAUUUCACGAGAUGCGUAUUUUUAGGACAAAAAAUUGUGAUUGUUACAGACUUUUGUUGCUCUACGUCUAGAACGGUAUUUUAAAUGAGUUCCUUUUUAAUAUUUAUUCAGCAUUCCACCAAACGAGUCAUCUGACGUAAACUAGAUUCGAUGGUUUUUAAAAUACGUUUUGCUUUCUAAUACUAUUUUAUGCGAUAUACGUUUUAGAAUUGGUUCAUGGUUCUAUCGAUUUUCGGGGUCCUAUUGCUGAAUCGCCUAUCAACGCCUCAACGAAAGUAUUAUAGCGAAUUAAACAGUUGUUGGAUGAGCAAGCUUUCAUAGAAUUUAUACGAAUAGAUCAAAAAAUCACAAACAGUGUAGUAUACAUUUCGCAAAGUGAAUGAAAAUAGCAAAUUUCUGUUUUCCUAACAAUAUAUUGCUUUAAAUACAUCUCGAUAGAUGGCAACCGGAUUCGUCCAUGAUGAAACAUUAGCUUUCAUAUAAAAAAAACCUCACAGGCAUGUUUUUGACUCUAUAGCCGCAUCAAUUAAAUUAUUUAAUAGGAAAGAUACUUGACGAUACACAAGUAAUUAGACCCGCGCUCAUCAUUUACAGAUUCCAUUAUUUCCCUAUUUAAGAUACCAAAUGAAUAAUCUGUAGGUAGCUAAGAAUGCAAUUUUAUGUUCCAAAUCUAAAGUUUACCUAGUUUACUUAAAGACAAAACUGAUGCACAUUAAGUUUAUCAAUCAGAACAGCUCGAGUAGUGCCUAAUUUAGGAAAAGACAGAGAAACACCAGGAAAAUAAAUAAAUGUCAAAAAAUUCACCUUAACUAAAUUAAUCAAUUUCCAAAAGUUUGAUUCAACGUUUCAAAUAAUCAAAACUUAAUCCAGCAAAUGCAAAAAAAAAGAAAAGAGUGCAGCAAACCUUUCACCUAAAUAGAACAAGCGCUGGGAAUGAACGUAUACUAUAAUAAAUGUUGAAAAAUCGCAUCAGCAAUAGAGGAAAGGACAGUAGAAAAAUAGAGCGCGCUAACUGCAGAACAGUGUUGUCGAAAAUGCAAUGAAUUUUAUUCCAAACGUUGCAUACACAUCACAAACACACACACACACCACGAUAGGAC
Molecule: messenger RNA, 4057 nt
Organism: Ochlerotatus camptorhynchus
Lineage: Eukaryota; Metazoa; Arthropoda; Insecta; Diptera; Culicidae
Gene: qtc
Product: quick-to-court
Exons: 6
Coding region: 700-2751 (683 amino acids)
Source: RefSeq, a predicted model, not a curated record